This is a messenger RNA of Candoia aspera, 932 nucleotides long. RefSeq names its product ubiquitin domain containing 2 (gene UBTD2). Gene Ontology annotation, molecular function: protein binding. Bases 103 to 807 code for a protein of 234 amino acids. The transcript has 3 exons. The record is from RefSeq and is a predicted model, not a curated record. Lineage: Eukaryota; Metazoa; Chordata; Lepidosauria; Squamata; Candoiidae.
CCAGCGCGCCUGCCCGACCGGUGGCAACGACGACAACGACGGAGGAGCUCGGGCGGCGAGCAGGCGGAGGAGGGGGUCUCCGGGCCGGGACGGCCGGGCCCCAUGGGCGGGUGUGUGGGCUCUCACCACGACUCCUCGGGCAGCCUCAACGAGAACUCGGACGGCACCGGAGUUGCACUUGGCCGUAAUCAGCCCCUGAAAAAGGAGAAACCAAAAUGGAAAAGUGACUAUCCAAUGACAGAUGGACAGCUACGAAGCAAGAGAGAUGAAUUUUGGGACACAGCACCUGCUUUUGAAGGCCGCAAGGAAAUCUGGGAUGCCUUAAAGGCUGCAGCACAUGCAUUUGAGAACAAUGAUCAUGAACUGGCACAAGCAAUCAUUGAUGGUGCAAAUAUAACUUUACCGCAUGGUGCUCUUACAGAGUGCUAUGAUGAACUGGGAAACAGAUACCAGCUUCCUGUCUACUGCCUUGCCCCACCCAUCAACAUGAUAGAAGAGAAGGGGGAUCUAGAGACUCUGGAUUUUCCGGAUCCACCGCCCAACUCCGGUCAUGAAUGCCAACUUCGUUUACGCCUCUCAACAGGCAAAGACCUCAAACUUGUGGUCCGCAGUAUGGAUACUGUGUAUCACAUGAAGAGACGACUACACACAGUGGAAGGUGUAGAACCUAGAAGUCAGCGAUGGUUUUUUUCAGGCAGGCCACUCGCAGACAAAAUGAAACUGGAGGAACUGAAAAUACCAAGGGAUUAUGUGGUGCAAGUAAUUGUGAGCCAGCCCUUAACAAAUCCUAUCUCGGUGGAGAACUGAUUUUUGCCUAUAUGCCUAUUCUUUCCUUUCCCUGCUCUUCUAUCAUGUGGGAACUUUUUCACUUUCCAUUCUCUCCUGCAAAUGGUUUGGUUCCAGGCAAUGACCAGCAAACCCUCCAUCUGUGA